This is a messenger RNA of Onychostoma macrolepis, 4097 nucleotides long. RefSeq names its product WAS/WASL interacting protein family, member 2a (gene wipf2a). NCBI's taxonomy places the organism in Eukaryota, Metazoa, Chordata, Actinopteri, Cypriniformes, Cyprinidae. The transcript is spliced from 8 exons. The record is from RefSeq and is a predicted model, not a curated record. Gene Ontology annotation, molecular function: actin binding. Bases 1658 to 2980 code for a protein of 440 amino acids.
ACUGUUCAAGUAUUUGUUGACUCAGUUAGGCAUGAUCAUGUUAACCACAAACUGGUUUGGCUUCUUCCACUGUUAAUUUCCUUCGUUUUGCUGUAAAAUUACUCUCAGCGAAACAAGAUUUUAAUUCUAUGAUCACAUUGGUCUGACAUGGCAGCGGUUUAUGAUACUGAGCAUAAAUAUUAUAUGCUCCAAAUGUGGUAUUUGUAUCUGUAUUAUGCUUUUAGAGACAAAAUCUUUUAGAGGGCCAAACAAAAGUAUACCUUGUGAGGUCUUUUAAUGAUUUUUUAUUUUAAUUGAACAUUUUAUUGAAGCUUUAGACAAAAUAUGAAACUGUUUUGCAGUAUGUUUAGUAUCAUAUCUGAUAUAUCAAGUUUUUAUGCCCAUAAAACAUAUAGUAUGAUAUUGGAGAAUAUGAAGUUUACACUUGAUGAAGAAAGCAGAGCAAUUUUAUUUACAGCAAAUAUUUGGUACAAGAUAUUUAUAUUAUGAUGAUGUGUAUUUAUUACAGCAGACUACUUACAUAAAAUGCAUAUUAAUAUUAGUUGUCACUCCAUAUCUCCUAAUAAUAUGUCUUGUUAAGAUUAUAUUUUAACGUUUAGUUUUAUGAUCGAAACGCUGUAGUUUUAAUUAUGGGGGACGAAACAUGUAAUGCAAUGUUAUAUAGUAAUAAUAGAGAUAAUAAUAUUUGAUAAGUUUAUAUUUUAACCUGAUUUUUUCAAAAAAAUUAUGCAUGGAUAAUCAAGUAAACUGAAGUUGCUUCAGUCUAGUAAGUGUUCAUCUUGAAAUAUUACUAAGGAUAUUAAAGUUAUUCUUAUGUUUACUUUAUUGGAUGUUUUACUAUUAUACUAAAUUAUACUAAAAGGCCUUUUACUUGCUGAAAAAGUAUAAACUCUGCAACAGCAUUUUCCAUUUUGAUCAUGUGGAUAAUGUAGACGGUUUAGAAAUUCAAGUUUCAAAUAUGAUACUGUAGGCUUUAUAUAGGGUUAAACACGUCUGGUCAUGAGACAUUUACAACUGCCAAGCAAAAAUGUACGUACGACAUCAUGUCUGAACUUUACUGUUAAUAACUGUGAAAUACAUCAGCGACUUGUCAGUGGCAAAAGUACAUUUUCUCACAAAAUUAAAUUGUUUUUGUGGUCUUGAUGUGAACCUUGCAUUCCAGAUUAAAUGUAGCCAGCUGAUUAAACUCCUACAUCUGUACGUUUUUCACAUGUGCUUUUAUAAUGCGUAUCACAAACAGAUUCAUGCAACAGUUGGGUGUAAUAAACAAGGCCCUUGUCAGAUUUGGUACGGCUGAUUAGAGCAGAGAUAGUUGUUUGCCUGUUUUGGCCUGGUAUGCGACAAUGUGAGGAAUGCCAGGUUUAUUUUCUGGAUAAAAUGUUUUGUAGUGCAUUCAAUAUUGUUAAAAGUCAUCAUUUUCUCACUGUCAAGUUGUUCGAAAUCGUUAUGAUUUUUUUCUUUGGCUGAACACCACAGAAGAUACUUUAAAUAAUGUUGUUUUCUGGUCACCACUGUGGAAGUCAAUGCAGACCAUCAACUCUUCAUUCUUCAAAAUAUCUUCUUUUAUGUUCAGGAACAACUGGAGGAGUUUUUGUGAGAACCUCAGACCAAGCGCUGAAGAUUGAGUUGAUUGUCGACGUCUUCCGUAUUUGCCAAGAUGCCUAUUCCUCCUCCUCCCCCUCCACCUGGACCUCCACCACCCCCCAGCUUUAGCCAGGCAAACACCACACCUCCAAAAAUAAAUCGAGAUGAAGCUAAAGGAAGAGGAGCUCUGCUGUCAGACAUCUGCAAAGGCACCAGACUGAAGAAGACCAGUGGGAUCAAUGACAGAAGUGCACCUGUCCUUGAACAGACUGGAGGUCGAGGUGGAGGAGGAGGUGGAGGUGGAGGUGGAGGUAGUGGAGGUGGUGGAGGAUUUGGAGGUGGUUCUGGGCCAAAGGCCAUGGGAGGAUUGUUCAGUGGAGGAGUGCCUAAACUACGACCAGUCGGAGACAGCUCUGUAGGACGGUCAGCGCUGCGGCCGCCUGGCUCUCGCCCUGCAGUCCCUCGUGGCGUGAGUCAUUCUGAACCGGACAGCUCCGGUCGUGGUGAUGGAGGCCGCUCCUCACCUUCAGAACAGCCACGAAAUCAACGUCCCUCCGUGCCAGACAUCUCCAAACCGUCUUCUGCCAGCAGCUCCUCAAAACCCACCAACUCCGCUCCGCCUCCACCCCCGCCAUUCAAUCGCGGUGGCAACCGCGGACCCUCCUCAGCCCAACAGGGUUCUGGGGCACACAGUCGUGAGAAACCCCUUCCACCACCGCCUGCAAGCAAGGGGCCUCCGCCGCCGCCAUCUUCUGCUCGGGAUGGGCAUCCUAGACAUCCCCCUCUUUCAUCUCGCUCCUCUUCAUCCUCCUCCUCUUCCUCAAACGCACCUCCACCUCCUUAUCGUCAGCCGACUAAUGCUGCAAAUGGUGACCCGGCCCCUGAGUUGCCACAGAGGCGAAACUCGCUGAACAAGAGAAGCCAUGGCAAUGCUAACGUCCGUAGCCAGGCUCCUCCUCCACCCCAUGCCCAGCAGAACAGACGACCCCCGCCGCCAUCACGAGAUCCAGUGGUGCGCAACACAGCUCCUCAGGUUCCUCCUCCUGUAAUUCGUAACGGGGUUCGGGAAACACCACCCCCUCCGCCUCCUUAUCGCGGCGGGCCACAAACGUCUUCUGAACCCCCUAGUCGAGGGAAGCCCCCUCCUCUGUCCUCUGCUGGACGUCAGCAUUCAGGACAUGCACCUCCUCCUCCUCCUCCACCUCUCCGCAAUGGACACACGUCAUCUGCCCCCAGGUCCUUUGUUGAUGAUUUUGAGUCCAAGUACGACUUCCACCCUAUAGAGGACCUUCCCCCGCCUGAAGAAUACAGACCCUUCACGAAGAUCUACCCCAGCCAAAGCAACAGGGGUUUAGUGAGAGGUGCUCCUCCACUGCCUCCUGUUUUAGGGAAGUGAACACUGUUCAGGGAAGAGAAGGACCAAGAAGAGAUGACACAUAAACACAUAAAUGUGUACAUGCAUAUACAGUAAAUAUUUAUGUGUGUUUGCCACACAAACAUUAAUUGCACCUACAAAUACAUCGAAUAACGUGACAUCUUUCUUAAGACAACACUAUAAAAACCUACAUGAUCUCUGAUCCAAACCACUCCAGAAUGCUGUACCUCUAGACCUGAAAACACUGUGCAAUAUUCCUGUGCUGCCUAGAAAUGCACCUUUUAAUAUCGUGUCAGAUGACAGCGGCACAGCAAUGCGAGAGCAGACAACUCCAGUUCACAUGAAGCUAGAUGUGUACAUUCCACCUGUUUCUUACAGCAACCAAAUCUUUUAAUUCAAUGAGAAAAUGUGUAGCACUUGUAGAUUAUUGAUGACUAUGCAUAUCAGACACAAAGUCUGUAUUUCUCUGGACAAUCAUGUCAUUGUAUGUAUUUUUAUUCUUAUUUUUUUCUUUCCAAACCAGUCAGGAAUGAGUUUAAUUCUGAUAGCGUUUGCUUACACUACAAAGGCCACAGAACAGCUUUGUUUCCACAGUUGUGUUUUCCUCGUCAUACUACAGAGUCAAAAAAUAUGGUCACAUAGAGCUGAUUUAAAAAAAAUAAAAAAAUCAGCUCCAUGCUGAAUUUAAACUACGUUUUACUGACCAAAUAUACACUAAGUGCCAUCGAAGACUUGGUCUUGUUGGAGAUCUGUGUUUUUUUUUAAACAGUAUACAGAUAGUGCCAUCUUCUGGCUAAUCUGCACCCUUUCUCCUGCUGGGUACCAAUAUUUCUGGGUCAUUUACACAUUGCUUUUCAUCAUUAGUGUUUUAAACCUAAACUGAAUUUCAGGAAAUAAAUUUUAGUUGAUUUUGUACAAAACACUACAAGUUUUCUAAUGGGCGUAUUUUAAUUCUGUGACAUUGUAUUAUAUGUUAUAAAGUGACCCAAGUAUGUUCUUGGCACUUCUGGCCAUUAAUAUAGAAGCUAUUAAUUAGGAUUUGGUGACCAAUCAGUCUGACUUGUAAAUGUCAUUUUAUCUCUUUCUGAAUGUUAAAAUAUGUGUCAACAUAAUUCUCAAAUAAAAGGUGGAAUGGGAA